ACGCUGCGCCCCGACGACAGAAGCGUUCGCCUCGCGCCGAGGUAUGCGCGCGCUUAACAAAAGAUUAACGCACAGAAAACUGAUUUAUCGCGUCGCGUUGAAAAAAUAAUCGACUCGCAUCGAAGACAUGCGAUGGAGGGUCAAGAGUGGCGGGACGAGUGGCAGCAGCCGCGGCAGAUGGACGGAGUGGUGUUCAGCCAGUUCUCUCGCGGCGGGUUCCAGCUGCACUCGCUGGCGGAGCGCGUGAGCCGCGACCAGGACCAGCUCACACCCUCACACAUACCGCACCCUGAUAGAGAUAAUGCCGUGUGCUCGCGCAGCACAUACUCCCCGCUGCAGGCGCUCAGCGAGAGCACCUGCCGCGACCACAGCACACACGUCGCGCCCGCGCCGCCGCAGCCGCCGCCACCCAGGAUACAGGCGCCGAACCAAAACGUGACUCUCCACCCGGCGGUCGCACGUUGCACCGCCACAUUGGAGCUGGCGGCUCUCUGGAGGAGUUUCCACGAGCUGGGCACGGAGAUGAUCGUCACUAAGGCCGGCAGACGGAUGUUCCCGGCGCUGCAGGCGAGGCUGUCGGGCCUGCUGCCCAACGCAGAGUAUCUUUUGCUGGUGGAUUUCGUACCCGUCGACGAUAAGCGAUAUAGAUACGCUUUUCAUAGCUCGAGCUGGGUGGUGGCGGGUAAGGCGGACCCGGUGUCUCCCCCGCGUAUCCACGUGCACCCGGACUCGCCCGCCGCCGGCGCGCACUGGACCAGGCAGCUCGUCUCCUUCGACAAGCUCAAGCUCACCAACAACCAGCUGGAUGACAAUGGACAUAUAAUCCUGAACUCGAUGCACCGCUACCAGCCGCGGCUGCACGUGGUGUUCCUGCCAGGGGACGGCCAGGCGGCGCCGCCCGGGGCCGUGCCCUACCGCACCUUCAUCUUCCCGGAGACCAGCUUCACCGCCGUCACCGCGUAUCAGAACCAUAGGAUAACCCAACUGAAGAUAGCGAGUAACCCCUUCGCGAAAGGCUUCCGAGACUGCGACCCGGACGACUGUCCCCCGGAGCAGAGCACCCCGCGUGGGACGCCGCGCAGGCGCGAGAUGCCGGUGGAGCCCUACCCGCUGUCGCAGCCCUACGCCGGCGACCCCAGCGCCAGCGGCCCGCUGUAUCCUGCGCACGCGCACCCCGUGCGAUACCAGCCUCACACGACUCACAACAGCACCUACACCGCCUACUAUUCCCACAGAUAAACUGAACUGCUUGGUCGAACCUUCUCAUGUGAUACUUAUAGUUUUGUAAUAUACUAUUAUACACUUGUACCAGAAUCUACAUAAAUGUUGAGUGGUAAAGACGAAAGCUAAGGUUUUUGUGAAGUAGAUGUUGUGAGAUUUCAAUGAUUGUGUACACUUUGAGAACAGUGGCUAGUGACCAUCACGAUCUAAUGGAUUUAUACUAUAAUAUUAUUAAGGAAAGGAAAGUGUAAGAAAGCAUUUACAUACUAUACAAAUUUAUCUUAGGGUUGAUUCAGACCGCCACGCGACGCGUAGAUGCAUUUCUAA
Aricia agestis (brown argus) is the source of this 1548-nucleotide messenger RNA. RefSeq names its product T-box transcription factor TBX1-B-like. Bases 133 to 1239 code for a protein of 368 amino acids. The transcript has 9 exons. Gene Ontology annotation, biological process: positive regulation of DNA-templated transcription; cell fate specification; regulation of transcription by RNA polymerase II. Gene Ontology annotation, molecular function: DNA-binding transcription factor activity, RNA polymerase II-specific; RNA polymerase II cis-regulatory region sequence-specific DNA binding. Gene Ontology annotation, cellular component: nucleus. The record is from RefSeq and is a predicted model, not a curated record. Lineage: Eukaryota; Metazoa; Arthropoda; Insecta; Lepidoptera; Lycaenidae.